AUGUCCGACACCAAGAUCCACGAAUACGAGGUUUCGAUACUGGAAGAACAUGAGCUCACCUCCGGUCCUCUGUCUAUCCUCCAAACUGCAACGCGUUCUCAUGCACAAGUCUUGAUCUCAUGUCGCAAUAACCGCAAGUUACUAGCCAGAGUCAAGGCGUUUGACAGACACUGCAACAUGGUCUUGGAGAAUGUGAAGGAAAUGUGGACAGAGAAACCAAAAGGUGGAAAGGGCAAAGGCGUCAACAAGGAUCGCUUUGUCAGCAAAAUGUUCCUACGAGGAGACUCUGUUAUCCUAGUUCUGUUGAGUUGA
Histoplasma mississippiense is the source of this 312-nucleotide messenger RNA. RefSeq names its product small nuclear ribonucleoprotein Sm D2. Lineage: Eukaryota; Fungi; Ascomycota; Eurotiomycetes; Onygenales; Ajellomycetaceae. The coding region runs from base 1 to 312 and encodes 103 amino acids. The record is from RefSeq and is a predicted model, not a curated record. Gene Ontology annotation, biological process: RNA splicing; spliceosomal snRNP assembly. Gene Ontology annotation, cellular component: precatalytic spliceosome; U2 snRNP; U4/U6 x U5 tri-snRNP complex. Gene Ontology annotation, molecular function: RNA binding. The transcript is spliced from 3 exons.